UUUCCUUACGGACUUCAAAAAAUGUAACACGCUACUACACUAAAGUAAACGAAAAGAGAAGGAAGUUUAAUAUUUUCAGCGCUUGAAAGUUAUGGCAUGAUAACGGUUUAUGGAAAAGAAUUGAAGUUAAUUGAAGUUGAUUUAAUUUAGCUCUACGCAGACAUGCAUGAGGAAGGUGUUUGUGCAGAAUACACAGCUAUCACUCCACUAAGAGAGGAGUGUGUUUACACGAGCUGUUACUGUGAAGAGAACGUGUGGAAAUUGUGUGAAUGUAUCCAGGCUCAGGCGGUGUGUCCAUUGGACGAAGUGCAUGUAGUCUUCAUAUCGAAUGAAAAAAAAACGAUCCCUAUUUGGAAACAGAAAUCCAGCAGAGGGGGUGAACCUGUGAUAUGGGAUUACCAUGUUGUGUUACUGCACUUGAACCCACAAGCACAGAGUUUUGUGUAUGAUCUGGACACCACUCUUCCCUUCCCGUGUCCUUUUGACGUGUAUUCAAGGGAAGCAUUUCGAUCUGAUGAGCUGCUGAAACAGAAAUUUCGAAGGAAAAUGCGAGUCAUUCCGGCUGUCACCUACUUAAAGAAGUUUGCUUCAGAUAGAUCUCACAUGAUGCAUCCUAACGGGACAUGGCGUAUGCCCCCACCACCAUAUCCUUGCAUAGAAACUACAGAAUCCAAAAUGAACCUGGAUGACUUUAUCAGCAUGGACCCGAAUGUGGGCUUAGGAAAAGUUUAUAAACUUCCUGAAUUUGUGCAACACUUUGGAGCUAAGUGAUGAAUUUUGGAAGCAGCAAAUAAACUGCAUCAAAGUCAUGCUGAAAUGUAGAAGACAAGUUGCGAUUGUCGACGUUUGGUAUAAUAAUGAACCAACCAAAUCAGUGACUGAUGCAUGAACACGACUGAUUCAGCCUCUACAGUGUCUCAAAGCCUAAAGCUCACAGCACAGUGUGAAUAAGUUGUUUAUUGUAUGCAAAUUGUUUCAUUAAAUUAAAGAAGAAAAACCCUGAAGCCACUGGAGACUUUUGCUUUAUUUUCAGAUUGUAAAAAUUGUUCUUGUAUUGUAAUUUUUCCUGUAAUCAUUAAUACUGAUUUAUAUUUAUAAUUUUGAGUAAAAUUGCUCUUUAUUUUUAAGUUGUGUAUGAGUGUGUUGCUUUGAAAAAGCACUCUAAUGUUAAACAAUCUACUGUAGCAUGGCCUAUUGGUGAAUAACUUGCUGUAUGCAGAUGUUUUUGUUAUUGUUAGCCAUUAUAGAGCCAUUUAUCUUCACAAUUGCUGUAAUUGUUUUGCAAAUGUGUUUUUGCUUCUUUAAGUAAAGCAGCAAAACAGAGUGAGUCAUAACAUUUAUUGAUAGUCUGUGUUCUUGUACAAAGAAGAGGAGUAGAUAUACAAGUAAUAAAAAUGCUGUUAUUCAGAAUUAUAGAGGUUUUUUGAACAGUGAAAAAAAAAACAAGCACACUUGUAUAGCUGCAGUUUUUUUUA
Molecule: messenger RNA, 1475 nt
Organism: Pangasianodon hypophthalmus (striped catfish)
Lineage: Eukaryota; Metazoa; Chordata; Actinopteri; Siluriformes; Pangasiidae
Gene: ntaq1
Product: N-terminal glutamine amidase 1
Exons: 6
Coding region: 163-771 (202 amino acids)
Cellular component (GO): cytosol; nucleus
Molecular function (GO): protein-N-terminal asparagine amidohydrolase activity; protein-N-terminal glutamine amidohydrolase activity
Source: RefSeq, a predicted model, not a curated record